Molecule: messenger RNA, 252 nt
Organism: Protopolystoma xenopodis
Lineage: Eukaryota; Metazoa; Platyhelminthes; Monogenea; Polystomatidea; Polystomatidae
Source: the annotation of a GenBank genome assembly
UACUUCUUCAAGCCGAUCGUCCUUGGUGGGCUUGUUUGUUUGGUCAAUGGUCUAUUCUUUUUGCCCAGUUUCUGCCACAUCCUUAUGUCUGUCGACGAAGCCCCCGGGAAUCCAGGAACUUCUUCACCUGUUCCAUCUUCUGGUUUCCUGGUUGAACACAAGCCCGAAUCCUGUCAACGCAGGAGCUCACAGGAUGACUCCCCACUCAACUCCACCACCCUCUUGAACGAUAAUGUAAGUUCCAACUAUUAA